AAAGAAAAAAAAGGCUCUCUGUUUUUUCACAAGCUAAUUAGAUCCAGUUUUGAAGAAAUAUAAUGGCCCUAGCUAGCCACCUCCUUAACAAUGAAGAGGAGAUCGUUCGCCCUGUUGCCAAUUUCUCUCCAAGUCUUUGGGGUGAUCGUUUCCAUUCAUUCUCUCUUGACAAUCAGGUUGCUGAAAACUAUGCUCAAGAGAUCGAGACUUUGAAGGAACAAACAAGGAGUAUGUUGUCAGCUGCUUCUGGAAAAACAUUGGCUGAGAAAUUGAAUCUGAUAGACAUUGUUGAGCGUCUUGGCAUUGCUUAUCAUUUUGAGAAGCAAAUAGACGACAUGUUGGAUCAAAUUUACAAAGCAGAUUCAAACUUUGAGGCUCAUGAAUACAAUGAUUUAAACACUUUAUCCCUUCAAUUUCGAAACCUAAGACAACAUGGUUACAAUAUCUCUCCAAAAAUUUUCAGCAGAUUCCAAGAUGCGAACGGCAAGUUCAAGGAAUCUUUUAGCAACGACAUCAGGGGUUUAUUGAACUUAUACGAAGCUUCACAUGUAAGGACUCAUGGAGAAGAUAUUUUGGAAGAGGCACUUGUUUUCUCCACUGCUCAUCUUGAGUCUGCAGCUCCACAUUUGAAGUCACCUCUGAGUAAACAAGUGACACAUGCCCUUGAGCAAUCUCUCCAUAAGAGCAUUCCAAGAGUCGAGACGCGCUACUUCAUCUCUAUCUACGAAGAGGAGGAAUAUAAGAAUGAUGUGUUGCUUCGAUUUGCCAAAUUGGAUUACAACUUACUCCAGAUGUUGCACAAACACGAACUCAGUGAAGUAUCAAGGUGGUGGAAAGAUUUGGAUUUUGUGACAACCCUUCCAUAUGCUAGGGAUAGAGCAGUGGAAUGUUACUUUUGGACCAUGGGUGUGUAUGCUGAACCUCAAUAUUCUCAGGCUCGCGUCAUGCUUGCUAAGACUAUAGCAAUGAUUUCGAUAAUAGAUGAUACGUUUGAUGCUUAUGGAAUUGUAAAAGAACUCGAGGUUUACACCGAUGCCAUACAAAGGUGGGAUGUGAGUCAAAUUGAUCGACUCCCAGAAUACAUGAAAAUCAGUUUUAAGGCUCUUUUGGAUCUCUAUGAUGAUUAUGAAAAGGAGUUGUCAAAGGAUGGCAGAUCCGAUGUUGUCCACUACGCAAAAGAAAGAAUGAAGGAGAUUGUGAGAAACUAUUUUGUCGAAGCAAAGUGGUUCAUUGAGGGAUAUAUGCCGCCUGUUUCUGAGUAUCUUAGCAACGCAUUAGCUACCAGCACAUAUUACUUGCUAACUACGACAUCCUAUUUGGGAGUGAAGUCAGCUACAAAAGAAGAUUUCGAAUGGUUGGCUACGAACCCUAAAAUUCUUGAAGCCAAUGUGACGUUAUGCCGAGUUGUUGAUGACAUAGCAACGUAUGAGGUUGAGAAGGGUAGAGGCCAAAUUGCAACAGGAAUUGAGUGUUAUAUGAGGGAUUAUGAUGUAUCAACUGAAGUAGCAAUGGAGAAAUUCCAAGAGAUGGCUGAGAUAGCAUGGAAGGAUGUAAAUGAAGGAAUUCUUCGACCAACACCUGUUUCAACAGAAAUUCUUACUCGCAUUCUCAAUCUUGCUCGUAUUAUAGAUGUCACUUACAAGCAUAAUCAAGAUGGAUACACUCAUCCCGAAAAAGUACUAAAACCUCACAUCAUCGCGCUACUGGUGGACUCCAUUGAGAUCUAAACCAUUGAGUCAUUCUUUUUUGUUCCAUCUAUAUAAGCCACUUAAAUUUUACAAUUUUGCA
This is a messenger RNA of Solanum dulcamara, 1788 nucleotides long. Its product is annotated as viridiflorene synthase-like. The record is from RefSeq and is a predicted model, not a curated record. Gene Ontology annotation, molecular function: magnesium ion binding; terpene synthase activity. The transcript has 7 exons. NCBI's taxonomy places the organism in Eukaryota, Viridiplantae, Streptophyta, Magnoliopsida, Solanales, Solanaceae. Gene Ontology annotation, biological process: diterpenoid biosynthetic process. The coding region runs from base 63 to 1727 and encodes 554 amino acids.